AUGGCCGGUGGGAUGCUGCGGGGCGUGGGUACGAUGGGAUGCCGGCUCCGGGCUAGCCCUCUUCGCUUCUUCGUCUUCCUCCUCCUCCUCUUCCUCCUCGUGUGGGUGCCCACAGCUCGGGGGCAGCCUGCUCGUCGGAGCCGUCGCCAGCUGGGGUUGCGCAGGCCGGGGGGCAGCCUUGGCGCGCCCGGCUACUCGAGGGCCAGCCAGCCCCCGAUUCCGAGCAGUGGCGGCAGCAGGAGCCCAGACAUCUGCAGGAGCCAACCCUUGGACCUGGUGUUUAUCAUCGACAGCUCUCGCAGCGUGCGGCCUCAGGAGUUCACCAAAGUGAAAAAGUUCGUCACCAAGAUUAUUGACAGCCUGGACAUUGGGGCGACUGCCACUCGGGUGGCCCUGGUGAACUAUGCCAGCACUGUGAAAAUCGAGUUCAACCUCCAGACCUAUUCUGACAAGGCAUCCGUGAAGCAGGCAGUGUCCCGGGUCAUCCCUCUGUCCACGGGCACCAUGUCAGGCCUGGCUAUCCAGACAGCCAUGGAUGAAGCUUUCACUGUAGAGGCAGGGGCCCGCGCCACCACCUUCAACAUCCCCAGGGUGGCCAUUAUGGUGACCGACGGCCGGCCGCAGGACCAGGCGGAGGAGGUGGCGGCACGGGCGCGAGCAGCCGGCAUUGAGAUCUAUGCUGUGGGCGUGGACCGGGCAGACACGCAGUCACUGAGGACAAUCGCCAGCAAGCCGUUCGAUGACCACGUGUUCUAUGUGGAGACCUAUGGGGUGAUCGAGAAGGUGACCUCAAGGUUCCGGGAAACUUUCUGCGCUCUGGACCAGUGUGCCCUAGGCACCCAUCAGUGUGAACACGUUUGUGUAAGCGAUGGAGAUGGUGCCCAUCACUGUGAAUGCAGCCAAGGAUACACCUUGAACGAAGACAAGAAAACUUGCUCAGCUAUUGAUAAGUGUGCCCUAAACACCCAUGGAUGUGAGCACAUUUGUGUGAGUGACCGGGCGGGUGUCUACCACUGUGAGUGCUAUGAAGGUUACAUCCUGAAUGAAGAUAAGAAAACCUGUUCAGCUCAGGACAAGUGUGCCCUCGGUACACAUGAGUGUGAGCACAUCUGUGUGAGUGACAGGGCUGGAGCCCACCACUGUGAGUGCUAUGAAGGUUACGUCUUGAAUCAGGAUAAGAAGACGUGUUCUGCUCAGAAUCAGUGUGCUCUGGGCACCCACCGCUGUCAGCACCUCUGCGUGAGUGAUGGGCCUGGGGCUUACCACUGUGAGUGCCGCCCAGGGUACAACUUGAACGAAGACGGGAGAUCGUGUGCAGCCAUUGAAGAAGCCCAGAGACUCAUCUCGACUGAAGACGUCUGUGGCUGUGAAGCCACACUGGCCUUCCAGGAGAAGGUCACCUCCCACCUCCAGAGACUUUCAGCCAAGCUUGACGACAUCUUGGAGAAGUUACAAGUCAAUGAUUUGAGACAGGUCCGCCGUUAG
This is a messenger RNA of Vombatus ursinus (common wombat), 1485 nucleotides long. RefSeq names its product matrilin 3 (gene MATN3). Lineage: Eukaryota; Metazoa; Chordata; Mammalia; Diprotodontia; Vombatidae. The transcript is spliced from 8 exons. The record is from RefSeq and is a predicted model, not a curated record. Bases 1 to 1485 code for a protein of 494 amino acids. Gene Ontology annotation, molecular function: calcium ion binding.